UAAAUAUCCACUUAACUUUGGAGUGUCUUGUUGAUAAUUUACAAGAGAUAUGCGUUGUUGUUUGAAUACUGCGUUUCUUAAUGAUUCAUUUAUCUAUUAAUUAACAUCAAUAAUGUAAAAGCGAAACAAACUCGCACGAGUAACCAUGGCAACCUUUACCAUCGCAACCAUGGCAGAGACGGACAGUAAAACCGACGCUGAUUCAAAACAAACUGUUGAACUUAGGGAGGAUUUAAAACGCUCCAAUGCAUUGCUACAAGCAGAGAUCGAUAUGUUUGAGCGCUAUAUUAGUAGGAUGGAUCCACAGGCAGGAUCAGAGACUUCAGCGUCGCAGGAGAUGGGAACGAGUCGAGGAAGGAAGAAUAGAGUCCGAACUCCAGAGAGGCAACAGCUCCUGACACUCGAACAGAAAUUUGACGUCGCCCAAAGCAUGCAUAAACAGUUGAUCCAGGAUCUGAAGAGACUUCAACACAGUUCAGAGAGAGCACUGGACAAUUACAAGGCAACUCUGGAGGAAGCUGAUAUCCACUUGGCAGAGGUUAAAAAAGAAUGUCUUAAUUUUGAUUUUGACAUUGGUAAAGCAUUGCGGGACAAGACAUGUGUGACGAUGAGUGCUGAGAAGGUCAUCAGAUACACUGAGGAUAGUAUAAGGGCCAAGGACAGCCUGAUUGAGAAGUUGCAUCGGAAGAAUGUUGCACUCCUUGCACUAAAGAGAAAAUUGCAACUGCAGCUAAAACAACAGGAGGAGAUGGCUGAGGGGUUGACAGCGUUGGACUUUGAACACCUCAAGAUUGAGAACAUCAAAUCUCGAAAACGAAUGGAUGAACAAAACCACGAACAUCUUAAUCUCAAACUGCUUGCAGGGAAAACCUUGCAGACCUUGAACUCUAAAAAGGAGAAGCUUCAUACCUUGACAAAUGAAUCAGAUGCUCUGAGCAGCGACAUUGCUUCACGUAUGAAGCUACUGGUUAAGAUUGAGGAAGAGACCAAGCAAGCAGAGGAGGAGCGCAACAAAGCAGAGGCUCUGAAUAGGAAGUUGAGGCGCCAGUUGGCUGACUUUUGCGUUCCACAUGUUUUAGAAUAUAUCAAAGUUAAAGAAUCCCACAGCCAGUUGGAGAACAAUGUAAAAGCAUUGGAACGCAAGGUGGAGAUUGCUGAGAUGGCAUUAAAAACAUACUCUAAAGCCUGGGACAAGCUUCGCAUUGCUGCUGGAGCUGGACCAGCACGUGCACAACAAGCAGCACUAGAUGUGGAAUUGUGUGGGCUUUGACACCAAAGAGCUAUUGUGUCCAAAAUUUCAAUGCCAGCUAUCACACCUUUUUAUCAAAGGAUGCCCAUUAUAUCUUGCAUUUUCUGCUAUAUUCCAGUAUAAAAACACUAGACAUUACUAUAAACAAUAAAGGAAAUUCAAACAUUUAUAAAAUGACAAAUAAUUACACAUUAUUAAUAAAAAGGUUUAUUAGUUAGUGCUGUGAAUAUUAAAUGCUACAUACAGAUAUUUCAGCAUGAAUGUCACAUCAACCGCCACAUGAAGUUCUUACUAGCUCAUUCACAAUCUACAAUAAAUUUUUUUUAAAAAAAGCUAAGGAGAAGUAUGUGCACUCAGAAAUGCAAAUACUUGGAACAGAUUACAGGAACUAACACAGCAGGCAUGCAUGGGGGUGGCAAAGUCUCAAACCCAUAGAGGAAGGACAUUUACUUUAACUCAAUUGGUAGGCAAAUGUCUAGCUAAAUCUCCCUUUACCCUCUACUCUAUGGUCCUGAGAACUCUGCCAAGAAUAUAGAUAUUAUAUAAAGAUUUUAAACAAUAUUAAUGACAAAUUAAUAUACAAACAUGAAAACAAAAAACACAACAUACUUUUUUUUUUUUUACAAAUUCAAAUCCCAACUGCUUUUUGAUUCUUAAUGCCUACAGUUUAAAAAAAGCCCCUGGCUUUUUUUUUUUUUUUU
This is a messenger RNA of Xyrauchen texanus (razorback sucker), 1950 nucleotides long. RefSeq names its product coiled-coil domain containing 113 (gene cfap263). Gene Ontology annotation, cellular component: axoneme; ciliary basal body. Gene Ontology annotation, biological process: cilium assembly. The coding region runs from base 146 to 1270 and encodes 374 amino acids. Lineage: Eukaryota; Metazoa; Chordata; Actinopteri; Cypriniformes; Catostomidae. The record is from RefSeq and is a predicted model, not a curated record. The transcript is spliced from 8 exons.